UUUCAAAUUCAGGUCAGAGAACGCAGUGUCAGAAGUGUACCGAUGGGUCAUUCGCAUCGCGCGUCAAGGUCAUCUUUAAGUGCUGGUACACCAGAUAGUCUCAGUGACAAUGAGAGCUCAUUCAAAUUGUCAACAAGAAAAACUAGUACUCCUUACAGAAGUGUCAUUACACCAAGUGGCAGCCGUCCAUCUAGCCGUCCAGCAUCACGACCGGCAUCAAGGCCAGCAAGUAGACCCAGUAGUAGACCAGCGUCAAGACAAGGUAGUAAACUACCAAGUCGAUAUGGUUCAACUCAAUCAUUAGAUAGUACAGAUGAAUCAGGUACUCCAAGUCGUAUUCCACGAAGAACACUAGGUACAACUGGAACAACACCGACGUCAAGUCGACACAACAGUAUUUCUGGAAGAAAAUUAAUUCCUCCAGUAAACGGGUCAUCAACAUCUCGACCUCGGACUCCCACUGGACUCGUAAGUCCUGCAAGCGGAGUCCCAUCUAGGCUUGGUUCGAUUUAUAGAACAUCGAGUAUCCCAACUCUUUCUGGUGCCGUAACACCAAAUAGGACACGAACACCUUCCAGUGGUUCAUCGACGCCCUUGCCACCGGCGUCAAAAUUAUCGCGCAAACCUUCAGGAGCUUCAGAUACUUCAGUCUCAGCUCUUCCAGUUUCAUCACGCAAAGGAACCAAACCCACGGCCAUUGAUCAGAGAGCUCCAUUUAGAUUGUAAUUAAAAUUUAAAACUAAAAAAAAACUUUAAAUCGUUUACGCGAGACGUAUGUUUAUAUUAUCAUCAAAAAAUUAUC
This is a messenger RNA of Microplitis demolitor, 802 nucleotides long. RefSeq lists its product as uncharacterized. The record is from RefSeq and is a predicted model, not a curated record. The coding region runs from base 43 to 726 and encodes 227 amino acids. Lineage: Eukaryota; Metazoa; Arthropoda; Insecta; Hymenoptera; Braconidae. The transcript has 5 exons.